CUGUUGUGUUGCUCCAGCUCCACACUGUGUUAUCUGACUCUUGCAUCGGCAAUUCUUACUAUCUCUUCGGUUACGGAGGCUUUAAGACUCCGGAUUCUCCCUCCCUAGCUGAUAGUGAAAACGGUUUUGAAAUAAGAUAUUAAACAUCCUGAAAGCCCAGAUUGAACAGCUGGAUUGACUGUAAACCACAAAACCCAUUACGCACAUCCUCCAGACGUCAUCUUAGACACUCCGGGCGUUGAUGCAAGUAACGUGACUUGAUUUGUUUCUCUCGAUGGAGACAAUACAGCACAGUGAAGAGAUGCUGAGGACUGCUCUAAUAUCUAACCAUAAAGAUGUGAUUGACCUGUAUCAGAAAUUCAGCCCAAGGGUGAAAAGCCUACUGGAAGAAGCUUUUCGGCCAGUUAGCGCCCUUUUUAAACCCAUUGUGUUACAUUCAAAGUCUGACUGGAUCCUUAGCCACCCGGAGCCAAAGCAAGAUUUCUAUGCAUUUUACAGUAGUCCGCACAGGAAAUCACCAGUUCCUGGGAGAAACAUUAUUUACAUUCAGACCAUUGGUUCAUUUGGUGAUUCACAGACAACUACUGAGACAUACAUACACUGGUUAAAGGAAUACUGUGAGACAUUUUUCUAUGGUCUGAAGAUCAAAUUUUUGUAUCCGGUUUCAGUAUCCCAAAUUGGUUGUGUAUUCCGUGUCAAUACAUAUUCACACAAUCUGCAGAUACUUGCAGGUAGUAUUCUUAAGUACCUGAAGAAGAAGAAACCUGAAGAUGCUUUCUGUAUUGUUGGAAUUACAAUGAUUGACCUUUAUCCUGAAGAUUCCUGGAAUUUUGUGUUUGGACAGGCAUCUCUUACAGAAGGAAUGGGUGUUUUUAGCUUUGCUCGAUAUGAUGAUGACUUUUACACCUCGAAUUAUAAGGGAAAGUUGAAGAAAAAGAAACAUCUGGCUCCUGAUGAUUAUUUUGUCUUUGAUGGAUACUACACACCACCUAUUACAAGCAAGUUGCUGCUGCGAUCAUGCAAGACUCUAACUCAUGAAAUUGGACACAUUUUUGGCAUGCAUCACUGCCAAUGGUUGCAAUGUGUAAUGCAAGGUUCCAACCAUUUAGAAGAAUCUGACCGACGGCCAAUUGAUCUUUGCCCUAUUUGCCUAAGAAAGCUGCAGUAUACCAUUAACUUUGACAUUAAAGAGAGAUAUAAGGCCAUGUUGACGUGGAUUGAGGACAAUUCUGAUCCUGAGAUUUUGGUUAGAACGGUGCAGGCAUCUCAUAAACCCAUGGAAGCAUUCAAAGAAUGGAAAGAAUGGUUGCUGCGGUGUCUGCAAUUUUUGGAGAAGUGAAUUUUAAUAAAUGCAAGUUGCUGAAGGCAGUGGUGAGGUGUGGGAUUCUUUUUGAGCUCUUAAAAAAAAAUUGUUUUUCAUGAUGUGCAGGCUGCACCAAAUUGUUGAUGAUGUGAGUAGAUACUGAAUAAACAAUCUUGAAUAGGUUGUGCAUGAUCUGAUAAGUCUGUUGUAUCCAUGUUUUGUUACAGGAAGUCUCAGAAUAUUUAGUAUCCUUUUUAAUAAGAAAGUGAAGACAUUUUUCACACAAUUCUUGAAAAUGUGCUGUGGAUUAUCAAAGUUUCUACUUGGGAAAAUGAGUGAAGCUUAUCAUUUGAGUAACACUUGCUUCAGUAAGGAAGUUUUGCGGUUGUGUACACAGAUUAUGUAUGUGUACGGGUAAUGCUGAGUGAUUGAAAAAACCAAGAAGUGGGUGUCGCAUUUACUUAUUACAUUGAUCUUUCAGACUGAAUUAUUACGAGUGUUAUGUAUUUACCAGUCACAAAUGUCAAAAGUAGCAGCACAUGGCAUCAAUUUAAGGCUAAGAUUAUGUUGAUAUUUAGAACUUUGUUUUCUAGGUUUUCACAGUGGGCGAGAAAUUAUUUUAGCUUUAUGGAUUGCUUUAGUUCACUUAUUGGUAAUUAGCUGCAUUUAGUUUUAACUGUCUUUACAUGUGAACAAGCAGUUCACAGUAGGAUUUAAAGUGGCCCUAUUACUUUGAAAGUCCGCAAUGCAACUUUUUGUAAAUGCUAUAUGGCCUCCUAAGUUUCCAAAAUUGUCACAAGGAAUUAAUGUCCAAAGAAAAAGUAUGUUACCCUCCCUGCAAGCGAACUUUAAGCCUUUUACUUUUGCAAAUAAAGAUCCUAAUGUCAGCUCUAGGACCCUACUGCAAGAUUGAUUUUCUUUCCCCCAAGACAGUUGGUGUCUUUGUGGAGAACUAACCGAACAGAAUUCCUGUGGGGGGUGAUUUAAAAAAUGAAGUUACUUAUCUCUGAAUGACUAAAUUUGUUUCAUGCCUGCUUUACCAUGGCUGCAAAUGAGGUGUUCCUUUUUCUGAGUGUUUUAUGAGCAUGUAAUUGAGUGUGAAAUAUAUCUUAGCAUUUUCACUGUCAAUCUUUGCCAGGCAAUUCUUUUCAAGGAUUUUUCAUGAAUUUGGGCUGCAAAAUUUUUUGCUGUUUGCAAUUAUUAUUUUAGUAAUGGUGAAUGUGAUGUGAUUACUUCUCUUUGUUUUGGAAGAUAAAAAAGAAAAAUAACGUUGCAAGUAAAGGUCAGAAUACUAAUGCCAUCCUUGCUCAUGGAAUUACAUCUAGAUUAUUUUCAAAAGUAUACUUUCUUACCAAAAGCUUGUAAAAUUAAAUUUAGUAACAGUUCAAAUUAAAUAUUAUCAUGUGCAAAAAAAUGUCAAUUUCUUUGCAUGCACCAUAGCACCAAGUGCUUCUGUAUAAUUACAGAAACUUGCUACAUUUGCAUGAUCCAUUACAUGACAAGAAUGCUGCCUUUGUGGAACUAAUUUUAGAUGGAAAUAUACUUCAAUAUUUUAAAGGAAAAUCAUCUUUGCUUGCUGUGCUUUACGGGAUGGCACUGCCAGCCACUGCCAAGGUCAUUGUAGCCCUGAAUAUUUAGAUGCCUGGCUAAUUUCAAGCUGCCACAAGGACUUCUCAGUAUUAAGAAGGAGCAAGACUCCGAAAGUUUGUGUUUACAAAUAAACUUGUUGGACUACAA
Stegostoma tigrinum is the source of this 3040-nucleotide messenger RNA. It is a transcript of the gene amz2, whose product is annotated as archaemetzincin-2. Lineage: Eukaryota; Metazoa; Chordata; Chondrichthyes; Orectolobiformes; Stegostomatidae. The coding region runs from base 275 to 1339 and encodes 354 amino acids. The transcript has 7 exons. Gene Ontology annotation, molecular function: metallopeptidase activity. Gene Ontology annotation, biological process: proteolysis. The record is from RefSeq and is a predicted model, not a curated record.